Molecule: messenger RNA, 3690 nt
Organism: Halteromyces radiatus
Lineage: Eukaryota; Fungi; Mucoromycota; Mucoromycetes; Mucorales; Cunninghamellaceae
Exons: 1
Coding region: 42-3512 (1156 amino acids)
Biological process (GO): monoatomic cation transport; copper ion homeostasis
Cellular component (GO): membrane
Molecular function (GO): ATP hydrolysis activity; P-type divalent copper transporter activity; copper ion binding
Source: RefSeq, a predicted model, not a curated record
UUUUUUUUAUUAUUAUUAUUAUUAUUUAUGUUUCAUUACCGAUGACGGAAGCUCCUUCUCAGUUCACAUUACCUGUGAUUGGUAUGACUUGUCAAUCUUGUGUCAAGUCUAUUACAAAUGCUUUACAAGAACUUCCUGGUAUUGUUUCUGUUGUGGUCAGUCUAGAAGAUAAUCAAGCAACUGUGAUAACUGAUGGACUAUUGGAAGCUUCUGUUAUUAUCAAUACUAUUGAAGAUUGUGGUUUUGAUGUUCCUUUAUCUACCAAUACAAACGCUACUAUUGUUUUACCUGUACUUGGUAUGACUUGUCAAUCAUGUGUGAAAUCUAUUACUGGUGCUAUAUCAACAUUAUCCCAAGUCAAGUCUGUUAUUGUUAGUUUGGAAAAAGAAAACGCCACCAUUGUAUACGACAAUUCUCAAUCUGAUAUAGUAUCACUCUUGAUCAACACCAUUGAAGAUUGUGGAUUCGAUGUACCUUAUACCAAAACUUCUUCAACAACCCAGUCAACAGAACCUAUAGCCAUUCUUCCUAUGGACGAUCCUGAUGAUAUCGAAACAACGGCAAUGCUCAAAGAAAACAAUGAUCAAUAUGAUACAAGUCAGUUUGAAGUACGAGGUAUGACGUGUGCUUCUUGUGUCAAUAGUAUAGAAAAAAGUAUUCAAGGCCUCAAAGGUGUGAAAACAAUCAAAGUAUCCUUAUUGGCGGAACGUGCAACUGUGGAACAUGAUGCAUUGACGAUCACUGCUGCUCAAAUAGCUCAUGCGAUUGAAGAAUGUGGUUUUGAAGCUAUGGCAUUGGAAUCUUCUCAAAACGAUAUGGUGCAGCUUCAAGUAUUUGGUAUGACGUGCGCAUCAUGUGUACAUAGCAUCGAACGGGCGGUAUCAAAGUUGGAUGGUAUACUUUCAAUCUCUGUGAAUCUGAUGACGGAAACUGCAAAGGUGGAAUACAACGAAAAACAAAUUGGACUUCGAACUAUUGUGGAAACUAUCGAAAAUUUAGGAUUCAAUGCACUUGUAGCCAAUUCAACCAAGAAUGCUCAACUUGAAAGUUUAUCCAAGGUGCGUGAAAUCAAGGAAUGGCGAAAAGCUCUUAUCCAUAGUCUCUUCUUCUCAAUACCAGUAUUCUUCAUUGCCAUGAUACUGCCACAAUUUGCAUGGGGUCGUUCUCUGGUUGGUGUUACCCUGGCUCCAGGUUUAUACCUUAUGGAUAUUGUACAACUGAUCCUCACCAUCCCAGCUCAAUUCAUCAUUGGUCGUCGAUUUUUGAUAUCUGCUUACCGCUCGUUGUGUCACAAAUCUCCAACUAUGGAUGUACUUGUCUCUUUGUCUACUCUGGCUGCUUUUACUUUUUCAAUCAUCUCUAUGUUACGUGCUAUUCUUACUCAAGCAUCAUCAAGACCUUCUGUAUUCUUUGAUACUUCCAGUAUGUUGAUUUCUUUUAUUUUGAUGGGUCGUUAUCUCGAAAACAAAGCAAAAGGACAAUCUUCAACUGCAUUAUCCAAACUGAUGUCUCUCACUCCAUCUACUGCCUGCAUGCUCAAACUAGAUCCAGUGACCAAAGUUGUAGUGGGUGAAAAAAGAAUUCCUUCUGAAUUGAUUCAACAAGGUGAUCUACUCAAAAUUGUGCCUGGUGACAAGAUUCCUACGGAUGGCUUGGUGAUCAACGGGAUGUCUUCUGUGGAUGAAAGUAUGGUGACGGGUGAAGUGGAUGCUGUCAACAAGAAACCUGGUGAUACUGUGAUUGGUGGUACUGUCAAUGGAUUAGGAACCUUUACAAUGGAAGCAACUCGUGUGGGAUCAGAUACGGCAUUGAGUCAAAUCGUAAGACUUGUAGAAGAUGCUCAAGUUAGCAAGGCUCCAAUUCAAGGUUUUACUGAUGUGGUUGCUGGUUAUUUUGUUCCUUGUGUGAUUGCUCUUGGGUUUGGUACUCUGAUGGUUUGGACACUCUUGGUAACCUUUCUUGGUGUGGAUCGUAUGCCUCCAAUGUUACGUAUGGAAAUCACUCAAGAAGGCAAUGGUGAUUGGUUCUUUGUAUGUCUCAAGAUGUGUAUCAGUGUGAUUAUCGUAGCUUGUCCUUGUGCUUUGGGAUUGGCGACGCCAACAGCCGUGAUGGUAGGAACUGGACUUGGUGCUGAAAAUGGUGUUCUCUUUAAAGGUGGUUUGGUAUUGGAAAAGGGACAAAAAGUGAACAAGGUAGCAUUUGACAAGACUGGUACAUUGACGAUUGGCAAGAUGGAAGUGGUAGAAUACAACUCUUGGGACAAUAUCGAAACUACACGUGCAUUGAUGUUUUUUUUGGCUGCCAUGGCGGAAGCUCAUAGUGAACAUUUAUUAGGUCGUGCUGUAGUCAACAAGUUCAAGGCUUUGGCUAAUGUACAGGUGACGGAUGAUCUAGCUUCUGUAUCUCACUUCAAGAGUGAAACGGGAUUUGGUGUUGAAUGUCAUAUUGAUUUGGCCAAUACUGCUUUAACAGGGAACGAUUUCAAUCAAAAGGUGAUGGAUGCUAUUUCACAACAGAUGCAACAAUAUAUUGUGGUGGUGGGUAAUCAACGAUGGCUAGAACAACAUCAUGAUAUUCAUCUCUCGGAACAACAAGUACAAUCCUUACAAGAUCAAGAACGUCAAGGUUAUACAUGUAUUUUGAUUGGAAUGAAUGGUAUGGCGACUGGUUAUAUUUCGAUUUCUGAUGUGGUCAAACCGGAAGCUAAACAUGUGAUUGCGACACUUCAUCGUAUGGGGAUUCAUACUGCAAUGGUGACUGGUGACAAUGAAUUGGCAGCAAAGACGAUCGCUAGACAACUAGGAAUAGAGGAAGUACAUGCUGGUGUGUCACCCAAUGGAAAAACUCAAUUGGUACAACGGAUGCAACGAGAAGCUUGGAUGCCUUUACAACAAGAAUCGAAAUGGCAACAACAAUCAUGGCGGAUUUGUUCUUUAUGUACAAUGAUUCUUAGGGGUAUUCAUCAAAUAAGGAAAUCGGAUAUAUCAACAGUGGUGGCAAUGGUUGGAGAUGGAAUCAAUGACUCUCCUGCAUUGGUACAAUCAGAUUUUGGAAUUGCUUUGUGUAGUGGAACAGAUAUUGCUAUGGAAGCGGCAGAUGUUGUAUUGAUGCGAAAUGACUUGGCGGACGUGGUGACAGCUUUAGAUCUAUCAAGGUCCAUCUUUCGAAGAAUCAAGAUCAAUCUUGGAUGGGCAUGUAUAUACAAUCUUAUUGGCAUUCCAUUGGCAAUGGGUAUCUUUAUGCCUUGGGGAUAUCAUCUUCAUCCUAUGAUGGCAGGUUUGGCCAUGGCAGCAAGUUCUACAAGUGUGGUGGUUAGUAGUCUGAUGUUGAAAUGGUUCUGGCGCCGACCUUCUUUAUUGAAUCAACAAACAACAAGUAAAUCUUCUUCUUCUUCUUUAUGGUCUCGACUUCUUUCUCCUGUACCUUUUAUUGGACAACGUAUACAAGCAUCUUAUCAACCCCUUGCAACGGAUACUGCUCAAUCUUAUGAUUUGGAAACUUUUGGUCAUUAGAUUAGUUUGUUAUUUAGUUAAUUUUACAUAUAUUUAUAUAUCAUUCCACUCUUUUAUUUCAUUAUUUUUUUUUAUUACACUCAUUUAUUAUUAUUAUUAUUCCUGCAUUACUUUCAUAUUCUCUUUCUCUCUCUUUUUUUUUCUAUUUUCUUCAAAUAAAAUAGAACAUGAAAUCAUA